AUUAAUUUUAAAUAAAAUAAAAAUUAUUAAAAAGAUGUCUUUAAAAAUUCUUGGGCCGUAAAUAAAAUUUAGCCUGAAAAAGUUGGCUCGAUUCAAAAUUUUGAAAUCCAGUCCCCAACGGUCUACUACUACUUUUAUUUUAACCUCAAUCACAUCUCGACCGUCCAUUUGAACACUUUGGAUCUCAGUCCUCAGAUCAGCAUCAUCAUCUUCAUCAUCAUCACCACCAUCUUUCAUCUUUCUUUCCCAAAAUUCAAAUUCUUUUCUUUCUUUCCCCCCAAACCAGUCACAGAGAAAAACUCUCUUUCUUAGCCCUAAUUUCACUCGAUCCGACCUCCAUUUCUCAACUCAAACCUUUCUUCUCACAUAAACGAUGCCCUUCAUAUCAGACGCUGCGAGUGCCAUCAAGAGCCGGUUCGGAUUCCAUGACCACGCGCCGGAGACACUUCCUUCGGUCCGGAGCACUCCUGAUAUCUUCAAAUCUGCAUCCAAAGAAAAUUUCUCUCAAACUUCGGCCGUACGGAGCAUACGUGACUGGGAUGACGAUGACACUUGUAGUGUCGGUGGUGGCGCUAUGCCGGCGUCUUCAUCGACCCAGUACUUCGAGAUUUCCGAGGAUCCAUCGUUCUGGAAGGAUCACAAUGUGCAGGUUAUAAUUAGGAUUCGGCCUCUUAGUAGUGCUGAAUUAUCAUUGCAAGGUUAUGGAAAGUGUGUUCGUCAAGAGAGCGCUCAGACUAUUACUUGGACAGGGCAUCCUGAGUCGCGUUUUACCUUUGAUGUUGUUGCAGAUGAGAGUGUUACCCAGGAAAAACUAUUUAAAGUAGCUGGGUUGCCCAUGGUUGAAAAUUGCAUGGGAGGCUACAACAGCUGUAUGUUUGCUUAUGGCCAAACUGGAAGUGGAAAGACUCACACAAUGCUUGGAGACAUUGAGGGAGGCACUCGAAGACACAGUGUUAACUGUGGGAUGACACCUAGAGUCUUUGAAUAUUUGUUUUCAAGAAUUCAAAAGGAAAAAGAAGCCCGCAGAGAUGAAAAAAUAAAGUUCAAUUGUAAAUGCUCAUUUCUGGAGAUAUACAAUGAACAAAUUCUUGAUCUUUUGGACCCAUCAUCUAGCAAUUUGCAGAUACGAGAGGACGUGAAGAAAGGGAUUCAUGUUGAAAAUCUCAAGGAGAUAGAAGUUACAAGUGCUCGAGAUGUUAUCCAACAGCUUAUUCAAGGUGCAGCAAAUAGAAAGGUAGCGGCCACUAAUAUGAAUCGUGCCAGUAGUCGUUCACAUAGUGUGUUUACGUGCAUAAUUGAAAGUAAGUGGGAGUCUCAAGGUGUAACUCAUCAUCGAUUUGCCCGCCUUAAUCUUGUCGAUUUAGCAGGAUCUGAAAGACAGAAGAGUUCUGGUGCUGAAGGUGAACGUCUUAGGGAAGCUACUAAUAUCAACAAAUCCCUGUCAACAUUGGGACUUGUUAUUAUGAACUUGGUAAACAUGUCACAUGGGAAAUCACUCCAUGUUCCGUAUCGGGACUCAAAGCUUACAUUUCUGCUUCAGGAUUCACUGGGGGGGAAUGCAAAAACUACUAUAAUUGCAAAUAUUAGUCCAUCUAGUUGCUGCUCACUGGAGACUCUAAGCACUUUGAAGUUUGCUCAGCGUGCAAAAUUUAUAAAAAACAAUGCAAUUAUAAAUGAAGAUGCUUCUGGGGAUGUGAUUGCCAUGAGGAUACAAAUUCAACAACUGAAGAAAGAAGUAUCCCGGCUACAAGGAUUAGCUUGUGGAGGCAUUGAAGGUCAAGAUAAUAAUACAUUGGCAGUGAGUUUUCCAGGGUCCCCUGGAUGUUUUAAGUGGGAAGGACUCAAUGGGUCAUUUAGUCCACUUAAUUCUGGCAGAAGGAUGUCUCAGAAAAAAGACUAUGAUGUUGCCCUUGUUGGGGCUUUCAGGAGGGAAAAAGAUAAAGACAUUGCAUUGCAGGCAUUAACUGCUGAAAAUCAGGCAGUUAUGCAACUGGCAAAGCAAAGGGAGGAUGAGAUACAAGGCCUGAAAAUGAGGUUACGGUUUCGUGAAGCUGGAAUAAAAAGGCUGGAGGCUGUUGCCUCUGGAAAGAUUUCAGCUGAGACACAUUUGCUGAAAGAAAAGGAGGAAUGUUUAAAAGAAAUUGAGGUCCUUCGGACACAGGUUAACCGUAAUCAAGAAGUGACAAGAUUUGCAAUGGAAAAUCUGAGACUAAAAGAAGAAAUUAGAAGAUUAAAGUCAUUCUAUGAGGAAGGCGAACGGGAAAUGAUGAAUGAACAAAUCAUGGCAUUACAAAACAAGUUGCUAGAAGCUCUAGACUGGAAGCUGAUGAAUGAAUCAGAAUCCUCAAUGAAAACAAAUUCAAAUGUGAUGAUAGAAGAACUUCAUGGGGAUGAUAAUCUGGUUUCCAAUAAGGAACCAGGAUUGCCUUGGCAAUCCUCAAUUAGCGAGGAGAAUGAAUUUCUUCGAAUGCAGGCCAUUCAAAACCAAGCUGAAAUGGACUCACUUACAAAGAAGAUGCAACUCUUCCUUGAAGAGAAAGAAGAGUUGGAAAAGAUUGUUAAAGAUCUGGCGACAAAACUUGAAGAGGAAAGAUCUGCAAAAGCUUUUAAAGAAGAAAUGCCGCAACUUGAGCUUAACCCUUUGUCAAGUGAUAUGCCUCUUAUUAAUUUCAGUGAUCAAAUGGAGCUGAAAACAAUGGUUGAUGCUAUUGCUGCGGCUAGUCAAAAAGAAGCAGAAGCACAUGAGACAGCAAUUGUUAUGUCGAAAGAGAAUGAGGAGCUACGGAUGAAGCUCAAGGUUUUGCUUGAAGAUAAUAACAAACUUAUUGAACUCUACGAAAAGGCUGCAGCAGAAAGCAAUAACAAAAUUACUGCUGAUCCUCAGAGUGCUCAAGAGGGUAUUGAAAUGCACAACAAUGAUGGUAUUGAACUCAGCAAAGAGAGGGAGGUUGAGAUGAACAAAGUAGUUGAGAACUUAGAACAUCAGCUUAUGGAAAUGCAUGAAGAAAAUGAUAAACUUUUGGGUCUGUACGAGAGAGCCAUGCAGGAGAGGGAUGAGCUCAAAAGAAAGCUUUCUUCUUGUGGAGAGCAGAGUGUCAACACCAAGAGAGAAUUUGAUUGUGCAGAGAAGGUUGUUGAAGUUGAUGGAGAAGGAAUUAACCAAAUUCAACAUCUUAAACUGAACACACAUGAUGCCAUUGUGGAUGAUGUGGUUAUGUGCUCCAAAGAGACUGAUGACUUAUUAAAUGUACAUGAUAUUGCUGGUUCAGCUGGUCCACAAGAUUCAGGAAAUGGCCUCGAUAUGGAAAUACCUUCCACUUCUGAAAUGGAAUUGUGUAGUACCAAAGAGGCUGGUACUCAACAAGAUUCAGGAAAUAGCAUUGAUAUGGAAUUAUCCUCCACCUCUGAAACAGAGUUGUUAGAUUGCAAUACAGCUAAGGUUUUAGAAGAUCAGAGAUUGGUUAGAAUGAAGCUGGAAAGUGCUGACAAGCAACUUUUAGAUUCCACCCAAUCUAUGUCUCUUUUUAAUUCACUUGAGAAAUUAGUCAUUGAAGUAGGCAAACUCUCAAUGGAAAUUGAAGUCAUGGAAGAUGCCAUUCAGGCCAAGCGAAAAACCUCUGACACCCUCAAAGAUGACUCCGUCGAAAUGCAAGAAGGAAAGACUCUAAUUCAGAAAAAGUUAACAGCUCUCAAGUACUCUUUGUCAAACUUUUCUUCAUCAGUGGCUUACUUUGAGCAGCGAGAAGCUCGGGCGACAUUAAGGGUAAAAGCUUCAACAGUUUAUCUAGACCAAAAGAAAAAGGAGUUAGCCCGUCUAAGUGCAAAGAAAGACGAAAUUCAAGCUUCUUUGAGUAGGACUAAACAAUCUGAAGUUGAAUUGAGUAACAAACAUGCAUGUUUGAAAUCGAAACUGGAGGAAGAAAAUCGGAAACAUGAGAAUGAAAAGGUCCUUUUUGCUAUAGAUAACAUUGAGAAAGUAGACCCCUCACAGAAAAGCUGGUUGGGAGGCAAAGCAACUGAGUUACUGAAGACAGAAGAAGAAAAAACCAAGCUACAAACCGAGGUGAAGCUUUCUCGAGAUAGACUUGGUGUCAUAAGAAAGGAACUUGAGGAUUUGAACAUUAAGUCUGUGAAAGUGAAUGAGGCAAUGCAUACUGUUGAAUUGGAGUUUGAGAAAGCUUCUAGGUCCGCUGAAGACAUGGAGAUUGCCCUUCAAGGUAUAAUGCAGGAGAAGAAGACGCUGUUGGAAAUGAGAGAGAAUGGAAAGGCAGAAAUCGAAAGUAUGAUUCUCGAUUACCAGCAGCAUCUUUUUAUAGCAGAUUUGAAGGAAGCAGAGAUGAAAAUCUUGGAGGAAGAAUUGUUGGUAGAGUCUAAAAGAGUACAAGAGUUACAAAAAGCAAGGGCUAUGGCUACCGAAAAGAUAUCUCAGUUACUGGACACAGGUUCUCAUUCAGGUUUCAUAUCUGAAAAGAUGGAAGAAGAGCUACAAAGUGUUAGAAAAUCUAUUGUGGAAGCCAAGCUAUUGCUUGGAGUUGAAGAAAGCAGCAGUUAGUUCCUUGGUAUAUUGUGAUUCAUUCCACUAACUGUAUUUCCACAGUUUAGCAUUCUUUCACUUGUAAUUAACAAUCGGUUGCUCCUUUUUAUUUUGGAUGAGCCAACAAUGCUAGUUGUGCUCAUAACUGUACUAAUUUUUAAUUCUGUUGUUAACUGAUUGAAUGGCUUGUAUCAUUGUAGAUUAUGAUCUGUUCAAAGUAUCAGCACUUGGUGGAAA
This is a messenger RNA of Cannabis sativa, 4771 nucleotides long. RefSeq names its product kinesin-like protein KIN-12E. NCBI's taxonomy places the organism in Eukaryota, Viridiplantae, Streptophyta, Magnoliopsida, Rosales, Cannabaceae. The record is from RefSeq and is a predicted model, not a curated record. The transcript is spliced from 22 exons. The coding region runs from base 374 to 4552 and encodes 1392 amino acids. Gene Ontology annotation, molecular function: microtubule binding; microtubule motor activity; ATP binding. Gene Ontology annotation, biological process: microtubule-based movement.